This is a messenger RNA of Doryrhamphus excisus (bluestripe pipefish), 1190 nucleotides long. It is a transcript of the gene enkur, whose product is annotated as enkurin, TRPC channel interacting protein. Lineage: Eukaryota; Metazoa; Chordata; Actinopteri; Syngnathiformes; Syngnathidae. The record is from RefSeq and is a predicted model, not a curated record. Gene Ontology annotation, molecular function: calmodulin binding. Gene Ontology annotation, cellular component: axonemal microtubule; acrosomal vesicle.
UAGCAACAAGUCAAAGCAGAAUAACCAGAGAACAUUCUAGCUAACCGCAGUUCGGCUAAUUUAGGACAUUUAACAUCUUCAAAUCUUCAAAUUUUCAACAUGGACGACACAGUUGCCCCCGAAGAAAGCAUAUAUAAUUAUUUAAUAGAGCAGGUUGACGCUGAAAAAGUCCCAAGGUACACAUCCAAGUAUAGACCAAAAGUUAUUGUGCAGGAAAAGUUAACCAAGGAGACAAUGAAAACGAUGGGACCGGUAAAACUUGAUGUCCCGUCUCCGGAUAAAUACCUCAAGAAGCAUUCCAAAGAAAUAAAACUGCCUGAAAAGAAAGAGGGUUGUUGUCGCCCGUGCACUGCAAGGAAACCCCCCAUUCCUUCAAGGACGGAACGCCCACCGAUGGGCAUCCACACUAAGAGAAACUUCAUGAAGACAACAACUCCAACGGUUCCAAUGAAACCGCAGCCUGCUUCUGUUGACACCAACCGAGGUCACAAGGAGAUCCUUGAACAUUCAGGACUCAUUCCCAAGUACAUCAAGAAAAAGGAUUACGGCGAAGUACCCGAGUACUUACUGCAACGCAGUGAAGAGAAGCAAAACGCAGUGGAGAAGUACAAAAGGUAUCUGAAAGAACAAGUGGAGCAGGGGGCCAUGAAGCAGCUCUCUGACGAGGAGCGACAAAUCAACCUGAAGAGCUUGAAGACCACCUGGGCGGAGCUGCAUCGGGAGUACCAGCGCCUCCCGCUUUUCAUCGACACGCUGCUGAGGAAGGAACGCAAGGAGCGACUGGAGGCGGAGAUGCAGCAGCUGGAGGCCGACAUCAGCCUUUUUGAGCAGUUCAAGACCAUCUAUAUAGCUAAAUAGAAUCACACAUAAAACAACCAUAUCUUAUAUAAUACAAUAUUGCACAUUUUAGUAAAGUUACAAUGCUAUAUAUAGCAAUGGUUGUGCUUUAGAGUAGUCACUGUACAGCUUGAAUAGCUUUCCUAUCCACUAUCCAAUACGUCAUCACACUGCCAAAUACAGUCUCAAUACCAUGCAACACAAAUGAGUACCAACAUAAUUGUGGUGGGCUCAUCGUCUCAGGCUGCACGAGUGCUGCCGGAGUAGUGGUUACUUGAUGGGAAACAUAAAAUCCCAAUAUUGUGAACAUCCAUUCUCACUAACAACACAAUAAAUCUCAUUCACGCUACAUA